CCCGCACGCGCUGUGGACAUCGGAGUGGUCUCAUCUCCUGUCAGCUAUUCCUCGACUUGAGUUGCCGACGGUGUGAGCGCACUCCCCGUGUGACCAUAGUUGGUUCGUGUUUGACAGCGUCUGGACUCGGGUCAAAGAAGGGAAAUGGAGAACGGUUCGUCCUCGACGGGAGACGCCGAGCUGGACCGGGCUGUCAGCCAGUGGCUGCGGUAUGACGAGAACCCCAAGACGGCAUCUAUGGUGCAGGACCUGGUGAGAGACGGGGCGAUUGAGGCUCUGAAGAAAUGCUUCUCCUCCAGGAUGGAGUUUGGUACAGCAGGUCUGAGAGCAGCCAUGGGCCCUGGCACAUCCUGUAUGAACGACCUCACCAUCAUCCAGACCACGCAGGGUUUCUGUCGUUACCUGGAGGAGAGUUUUGAUGACUUUAAGGACCGAGGGGUGGUAAUCGGGUACGACGCCCGGGCCCACCCUCCCAGCGGGGGCCGCAGCAAGCGCUUCGCCAGCCUGGCUGCAGCCGUGUUCAUCAGCCGAGGGGUGCCGGUCCACCUCUUCUCUGACAUAACCCCAACACCAUUUGUGCCUUUCACAGUUUCACACAUGAGACUGUGUGCUGGUAUCAUGGUGACCGCCUCUCACAACCCCAAACAGGACAACGGAUACAAGGUGUACUGGGAGAACGGAGCCCAGAUUGUGUCUCCUCAUGACAAAGGUAUCGCCAAGGCCAUAGAGGAGAACCUGGAACCCUGGCCUGAGUCCUGGAGUGCAGAGGAGGCCCUGAAGAGCCUCUUGCUCAAAGACCCCUACAAGGACAUCCACACACAAUACUUCAAAGCCAUCCAGAAACAUUGUCAUCACAGGGACAUAAACAAGAGGUCAGAGGUGAAAAUUGUGCAUACAUCUGUGCACGGCGUUGGCCACACAUUCGUCCAGUCAGCUUUCAAUGCCUUCGACCUUCACCCUCCAUACGCUGUAGAGGAACAGAAAGAUCCAGACCCGGAAUUCCCCACGGUGAAAUAUCCCAAUCCUGAGGAGGGAGAGGGAGUGCUGACACUGUCGUUUGCACUGGCAGAGAAGGAGGGGGCCACUGUUGUGUUGGCGAACGACCCUGAUGCUGAUCGUCUGGCCAUCGCUGAGAAGCAGGAGAGUGGGCAGUGGCGAGUGUUCAGUGGCAACGAGUUGGGGGCGCUGCUCGGCUGGUGGAUGUUCCGCUGCUGGAAAGCGCAAAACUCUGACGCUGCUGGGGUGAAAAACCUCUACAUGCUGGCCAGCACCGUCUCAUCCAAGAUACUGCGCGCCAUCGCUCUCAAGGAAGGCUUCCACUUUGAGGAAACACUGACGGGGUUCAAAUGGAUGGGAAACCGAGCCAGAGAGCUUUUGGACCAGGGCAAGAUGGUUCUGUUUGCCUUUGAGGAGGCCAUAGGGUAUAUGUGCAGUCCCUCUGUAUUGGACAAGGAUGGGGUGAGCGCUGCAGCCAUAGCAGGAGAGAUGAUUUCCUAUCUGGCCACGAAAAGCUCAAGCCUUUCCCAGCAAGUCACGACCAUCUAUGAAGAGUACGGCUACCACCUCAGCAAGAACUCAUAUUUCAUAUGCCACGACCAGGAUGUGAUCCGCAGCCUGUUCGAGCGCCUGCGCGGCCACGGCGGCCAGAAGGACUCGUAUCCCACCGAAUGCGGCCGCUUCUCCAUCUCCGCUGUGCGCGACCUGACCACCGGCUACGACAGCAACCAGCCCGGUAACAAGGCUGUCCUUCCCACCUCAAGCUCCAGUCAGAUGAUCACCUUCACCUUCUCCAACGGGGGUGUGGCCACCAUUAGGACCAGUGGCACUGAGCCAAAAAUCAAAUACUACACUGAACUCUGUGCUGCUCCUGGCAACAGUGACGUGACGCACCUGAAGAAGGAGCUGGACGACUUGGUCGUCGCCAUUGUUGAAAAGUUCUUGGAGCCCCAGAAGAACAAGCUGCAGCCCAAGCCGGCAUAGAGCCCCCCUUGACACGCCAAUGGAUGUUUUUAAAGUGCUGUUAAACUCAUUCAACCUGUAAUAUCUUAAUAUUAGUAAGUUAUGGCAUUAAAGGUUGAGUAUAGUUAAGCUGUGAUUUCAUAAUUAGCUAGUUUGUAAAAGGACCUUAGAGCACCACCACGUGGAGAUGAUGUACACUGGUGUUUUCAACUGCUGUGACACCUACCGUUAAAUGGUGUGUAGUUAUCAUGUUGUGUCUUUAGCAGCUCUUUACUCACGUGCCUCCCAUUCCAACAGGCUGUGACAGUCAAAU
Molecule: messenger RNA, 2272 nt
Organism: Cyclopterus lumpus (lumpfish)
Lineage: Eukaryota; Metazoa; Chordata; Actinopteri; Perciformes; Cyclopteridae
Gene: pgm2
Product: phosphoglucomutase 2
Exons: 13
Coding region: 145-1980 (611 amino acids)
Biological process (GO): carbohydrate metabolic process; purine ribonucleoside salvage
Molecular function (GO): phosphopentomutase activity; magnesium ion binding
Source: RefSeq, a predicted model, not a curated record